UUCUGGUUCUAGUUAUCAGUUGAAUCCAGCUCAACCCAUCGCAUACACUCGCGGCUCUAACAAACCGAACUCCAAAAACUCCAAAACCAUUCAAAUGGCUUUCUUCAAAUCCCUGAUCUGCCUGGCUGUCCUCAGCGUGGCCUCCGCCGGUGUCCUGCACGGCGGUGCUGGUCUCUACGCCUCCGCCCCAGGCAUUUAUGCUGGCCAUGGACAUCCUGAUGAGGGAAUCGACUAUCAUGCGUACCCCAAGUACCACUACAACUACGGCGUGGCCGACUCCCACACCGGCGAUGUCAAGUCGCAGCAUGAGGUGCGCGACGGUGAUGUUGUGAAGGGAUCCUACUCCCUGGUGGAGCCCGAUGGUUCGGUGCGCACCGUGGAGUACACUGCCGAUGACCACAACGGCUUCAACGCAGUGGUGCACAAGACUGCCCCCACCAUCCAUCAUUCCGCACCGGCUGUGAUCGCCCAUGCCGCUCCAGUGCUGGCCCAUUCCGCCCCACUGCUGUCCCAUGGCCCGUCCAUUGCCCACCAUCUGUCUGCCGCUCCCGCUGUGCCCUAUGGCGGCUCUCUGGCGCAUCAGGCCGCCGUGCCCGCCUACGGUUAUGCCACCCACAACGCCCACGCGCAUGUGGCCCACUACUAAGGAGGAUGGAGGGAGGAUGCCCAGCCACCCACUUGCCACCACACUACCACCACCACCACCCGCACCACACCACUCUUCUGUAAUUUAUUAAGCACGUUGACGACCUCACAAAAAACCGAAUGGAAAACGGAUGAUCGAUCCACUGAUGAAGCCUGAUCCAAUACUCAGAACAGAAUCAAGUCAUGUCCAUCAUUACCAUGUGUAUAUAAGAGCGAGGGAGAGGGUGCAAUCAGCCCAUCUCUCUCUGUCUCGCACUCUAUCACCACCCCUAUGCAUCUGUCUGUCUCCCUCACCACACACCAUUGCCGUCUCUGUCUCAGCUUUCGCGCAAUUCUCUUUUUGUUUGUAAUAUUUUAAACUUCUCUUUUUGUUGUACAAAAAUGCGAGUGAAGAACGAUGAAAGCCCCAGCAGCGCAGCCCAUCAUGCCACGCCCACACGACACCAACCUGAAAAAAAAAGAUGAAGAAAAAAAUGAACAAAAACCAAUAAAAAAAUGAACAAUCUAUACAUAUAUUGUAUUAUAAAAAAAAAACAAAACAUUUGUGUCUAAUUUAAGUUAAAAG
Molecule: messenger RNA, 1210 nt
Organism: Drosophila obscura
Lineage: Eukaryota; Metazoa; Arthropoda; Insecta; Diptera; Drosophilidae
Gene: Cpr62Bc
Product: cuticle protein 7
Exons: 3
Coding region: 95-646 (183 amino acids)
Cellular component (GO): extracellular matrix
Source: RefSeq, a predicted model, not a curated record